AUGGCCUCGUCCUUAGGGACCUACAAGACCCAGCUGUACGACCCUCCUAUGGAAAAGUACCAGCCGUCCCCGCAGUGGAUCAAAUUGUUCAUGUUGGUAAAGGACCCCAAGAACAAGAACCUCCUGGCUCAUCAGUAUGGCCCUCAGGGCAGCUUCAACUUCACCUCCCAGGCUCCUGGAGAGCACCAGGUCUGCAUGCACCUGGAGUCUGUCCGCUUCUCCCUGUCCAGUGAAGACAAGCUGCUGAGUGCCAUUCACUUGGACAUGCAGUUGGGUGAACACACCGACGAUGACGUGGAGUUUGCCACCAAGGACAAGCUGAGCCAGCUGCAUCUGCGUGUGCGGCAGCUGGUGGAACAGGUGGCACAGAUACAGAAGGAGCAGGAGUACCAGCGGUGGCGAGAGGAGCGCUUCCUGCAGACCAGCGAGAGCACCAACCAGCAGCUGCUGUGGUGGUCCAUUCUGCAGACCCUCAUCCUCGUGGCCGUCGGCGUCUGGCAGAUGCGGCACCUCAAGAGCUUCUUUGAAGCCAAGAAGCUGGUGUAG
Molecule: messenger RNA, 546 nt
Organism: Lepus europaeus (European hare)
Lineage: Eukaryota; Metazoa; Chordata; Mammalia; Lagomorpha; Leporidae
Product: transmembrane emp24 domain-containing protein 9-like
Exons: 4
Coding region: 1-546 (181 amino acids)
Biological process (GO): endoplasmic reticulum to Golgi vesicle-mediated transport; intracellular protein transport; COPI coating of Golgi vesicle
Cellular component (GO): endoplasmic reticulum-Golgi intermediate compartment; endoplasmic reticulum; Golgi apparatus
Source: RefSeq, a predicted model, not a curated record